Molecule: messenger RNA, 2101 nt
Organism: Chiroxiphia lanceolata (lance-tailed manakin)
Lineage: Eukaryota; Metazoa; Chordata; Aves; Passeriformes; Pipridae
Product: protein adenylyltransferase SelO-like
Exons: 19
Coding region: 172-1878 (568 amino acids)
Source: RefSeq, a predicted model, not a curated record
GGGGCGGGCGCGGAGGGCAGCGAGCACACCGCCACCGCCCUCCAGCGGGGCGCCGACGGGGACGCCCGGGCAGCGGGCAGCGCGCCCUGCUUGCGCCUCUCGCCGCCCCCUCUUUGAAGGAGGGAGACCUCAGGCCCAGUGUCUUUGGGAACUCGCGGAAGGUUUGGGGACAUGUGGUGGCCCCCCUGGCUGGCCGCCUGUCUGGCGUGGGGCUGUGUGGCCGCGCUGUGCGGCUCCCGCGGGCUCUGCUUGGCCCCGAACGCCUCCCACCCCGAGCCGGGGCAGUGCCCGCGGCGCCGGGGGUCGGUGGAUCUCUGCGCCUGGGCCCUGUCCUCCGACAGCCUCCUAGAUCCUUUUCCAGUUGAUGUGAUCCAGGAAAAUUAUGUCCGUAAUGUGAGAAACUGCAUUUUUUCAAUUGUUUAUCCUACACCUUUUAAAUCUAGAGUUCAUCUUGUAGCUGUUUCAAAGGAAGUUCUUGAAAAUAUUUUGGAUCUUGAUAUAUCUGUCAAAGGAACAUCUGAUUUUCUUGAGUUCGUCAGUGGUGGGAAAGUGAUACUUGGGUCUGUUCCAUUGGCCCAUAGAUAUGGGGGUCACCAGUUUGGUACCUGGGCAGGUCAGCUGGGGGAUGGAAGAGCCCACUUGGUUGGAGUAUAUACAAACAGGCAUGGUGAGAGGUGGGAACUGCAGUUGAAAGGGUCAGGAAAGACCCCAUACUCCAGGAAUGGGGAUGGAAGAGCUGUGCUUCGCUCUUCUGUUAGAGAGUUUUUAUGUAGUGAGGCCAUGCACUAUCUUGGAAUUCCUACAAGCAGAGCUGCUAGCUUAGUUGUAAGUGAUGAUGAUGUGUGGAGAGACCAGUUUUACAAUGGAAACAUUAAGAAAGAAAGAGGUGCAAUAGUGCUACGUCUUGCCAAGUCAUGGUUUCGUAUAGGAUCCUUAGAAAUCUUAGCUCAUUCGGGGGAACUGGAUUUACAAAGAAGAUUGCUGGACUUUAUCAUCCAGGAACAUUUUCCAUCAAUAGCUAUGAAUGAUUCAAAUAGAUAUCUGGAAUUUUUCUCUACAGUCGUAUCAGAGACUGCAAAUCUGAUUGCAUUGUGGAUGUCCGUGGGGUUUGCACAUGGUGUGUGCAAUACAGAUAACUUCAGUUUAUUGUCCAUAACAAUAGAUUAUGGUCCGUUUGGAUUUAUGGACUCCUAUGACCCAAAUUUUGUUCCAAACACAUCUGAUGAUGAAAGGAGAUAUAAAAUAGGAAAUCAGGCAAAUGUUGGGCUGUUUAAUCUGAGCAAGCUCUUACAAGCCCUAAAACCUUUAUUGGAUCCCAGGCAAAAGCAGCUAGCUUCCCAGAUUUUGGAGGGGUACGGUGAGCGCUAUUACAGCCGUUUCACAGAACUAUUCAAAGCAAAACUGGGUCUUCUUGGGGAGAAUGAGAAUGAUAACUAUUUGAUUGCUUUCCUCUUAAAAAUUAUGGAAGAUACCAAGGCUGAUUUUACAAUGACAUUUCGAGAACUGAGUGAAAUUACUGAAGACCAGUUAAGGGAGCUCCAUAUUCCUGAGGAGUUCUGGACUCUCCAGGAUCUGAGUAAACACAAAUUAUUUUCAGAAUGGGUUACUAUGUACCUCUUGAGAUUAAAACGCAACAAGGGUGAUUCAGACACCAAAAGAAGAACAAGAAUGACAACUGUUAAUCCUAGAUACAUACUUAGGAAUUGGAUGGCAGAAUCAGCAGUGCAAAAAUCUAAUUUGAAUGAUUUCUCUGAGGUCCGUCUCCUCGAGCAGGUUUUACAACAUCCCUUCCAGAGACAGGAGGCUGCAGAGCGAGCAGGCUACUCCCUGCACCCCCCAGCUUGGGCCAAGGAUCUGAAAGUAAGCUGUUCAUCCUGAGAGAAAUUUGAACAAGGAAGAAAAAUGAUUUGGGUCGAAGCUCAGGCCUUCAAAUAGGAUUAAUGGACCAAGCCACAAAACUCUUCUCCGUUAUACUUUGUGGACUGGAAUCUGCUACUUUGUUAGGCAAGACAAGGUCUUGGCCAAUUUUUGUUGAAGUCUGAAGAUGAAAGAAAUGGAUCACUUGUGUGGUUGCAUCAGCCAGUUAUAUUGGUGUUGAUAA